This is a messenger RNA of Glossina fuscipes, 1085 nucleotides long. RefSeq names its product enhancer of split M2 protein (gene E(spl)m2-BFM). The record is from RefSeq and is a predicted model, not a curated record. Gene Ontology annotation, biological process: Notch signaling pathway; sensory organ development. The coding region runs from base 359 to 955 and encodes 198 amino acids. The transcript has 2 exons. NCBI's taxonomy places the organism in Eukaryota, Metazoa, Arthropoda, Insecta, Diptera, Glossinidae.
AAGAAGAAGAAGAUGAUGAUUAUGUUAGCAUGGCAUGGGAAAUACACACCGAAAAUAAUAAGACAUAAGUGAUUCCUGUUGGAAUGUGCAUGGGAAGUGCAGUUUGUUUCUCACACCGAACGUUAUGGCAUACUAGCAUUCGUUGGUCGUUUGUAUAAAACUCAGUGCUGUUUAACGGCCCAGCAUCAGUAUACAAGCGACUCGCAGCCCGUUAACACGUUUGAUUAUUAAAGACAAGAAAGAACUUUGAGAAUAGCAAAACAAAAGAAAAAAGAAACCCAAAAAGGGAGAGAAACGAAAGAAAACAUUGAAGAUUUGUUUGGUUAUGUUUUUGUUAUUAUAACCAUUUGAAGGCAAAAUGUUCACAGAUACUAAGAAUGCAAUGAAUGCUUGCCAUUAUAAUGAUGUUACAAUGCAUACGAUGAUGAUGGUAGAGAAAAACGAAAAGUGCACAUUGAAGAAAAUCUUGAAACCGCUUGAACGUUUAAUUUCCCUGAAAACAAGAAAUAAAAAAGCUCCAGUAACAAGUUCAGUUCCAAAUAAUGUCAAUCUAAAUAAUGCUUUAGCAAAUGUAAAUAAAGAAAGUACUUAUGAUAAACCCGUAAAACAAGCUAAAGAAAUUAGCACAAAUCAUAAGCUACUUGCAGAUGAACAUUGGAUGGCAGUCGAUGGUGAUGAUCCCAGUAAGCAUAAAGAAAUAAUUUUGCGCCUGCAACCCGAAGUGUUCAUUAGAAGCGUUAACAUCGAAAAGCCAUCCUCGCUCAAUGCAUGCAUACAUUGCGUGUAUGGCCGUAAUUGUCAGCACGUUGUUAGCAAUAGCAGUAACAUUUGUGAUGAGAACAAUUGUCUCGCUUUACCUGUAUCAACAGAAGCUAUUGAAAAUAGUCCAUUCAAAGAUUGGCUUUGGUCUGAUACGUGGCCCGUAGCAAAAAUGCAAAAAUGCUUCGAUUUAUAACAUAGUUUAAUUUCAUUUUAUUUAUUCUUUUUUUUUUUUUUUGUGGUAGCUUUAUUACAAAGAUCUCAACUAAAUAUAUAUUUUGUUAUGCUCUUUCUAGAAUUUUAUUAGAUGUAAUUAUAGCUUAAUU